Molecule: messenger RNA, 807 nt
Organism: Gloeophyllum trabeum ATCC 11539
Lineage: Eukaryota; Fungi; Basidiomycota; Agaricomycetes; Gloeophyllales; Gloeophyllaceae
Exons: 3
Coding region: 1-807 (268 amino acids)
Source: RefSeq, a predicted model, not a curated record
AUGCUCGUUUUCAAGGGCCGUCGCACCGAUCGUGCCGUACGGAUCCGCUAUACGCUGCGUUCUGUUGAGGCCAUUGAAUAUCUCGAAUUGGAUAUAGGCGGCCUUGUCGCGGUAUACGGAAUUCGUCGUGGUGUAUUCGAUGAACAUGAGACUAUCGAGAGCCUUGUGAAUGGCGACGAAAUCAAUAUCCGGUGGAAAGAUGAAGCAUUACAAUGGCCUUUCUUUGUUCAGGCCAAGCCUAGGGGUCUCGGCAUUACGAAGGAGCCUAUGAGGGACGAAAAUCAGCGCGAAUAUCUUCAGCGCAUUGCCGAUCAAGUAGGCCUUCGAGCGACGGACGGCCGAAAGGUCACGAUGUACGGGUUUCGCAGAAACCUGGGUACUGCAAUCACUCGAGUGUACGGGGCUGACAGUGCACGCAAAGCCCUGGGCCAUGAGCCGAGCUCGACAGCCUUGGAGCGCUCCUACGAUGAUGGGCUCUCGUACCUUGACUUCGUCGGUGGCCUCCUUGGGGAGGAACAGGUCGGUCCUCUUGAACUGCGAGCUGGCAUGGAUUUGGCAGUAUUUUAUAACCUCUGCUGCAGACUUUCAGCAGCGCAAAAGCCUCCGAUCCUCUCAUCAAAGGAAUCAAGUUUGCGAGUUCCCGUGCUCCCCUUGUUAGCGCGGCAAGCGCAUGAUCUUUGGUGUUGCGAAAGGGAAGAACACGAUAACUGGAGGGAUUGUGUGGUACGUGAGUCUAAUACCGUAUCCAACGACUCUGACGUUUGUCUUCCCCUUCACUCGAAUAGUACGAUCCCCUCGCCAUGCUAA